Molecule: messenger RNA, 786 nt
Organism: Erythranthe guttata (spotted monkey flower)
Lineage: Eukaryota; Viridiplantae; Streptophyta; Magnoliopsida; Lamiales; Phrymaceae
Source: RefSeq, a predicted model, not a curated record
AUGGAGAUUGGAGGAAACUCAAAUAACCAACAUAAGGAUACCACAAGAGCAUCCGCAUCCGCAUCCGCAUCUGGUACAAUCAACCCGGAGGUAGUAGCCACCAACCUCCCCGCAAUAAAUGUCGGCGAUCAAAAUCUAGCGCCACCGCAAGGCUACAGGCGCAAGGCAGAUCUGUAUAUGCCGAUGACCAACAUCGUCCGAAUCUUACGUAGGGCGCUCCCACCCCAUGCAAAAAUUUCCGAUGAUGCGAAGGAGAUUAUCCAAGAGUGUGUCUCAGAGUUCAUUUUCUUUGUAACCAAUGAGGCCAAUGAGAAGGCCCACCGCGAGUACAAAACACCAAUCUACCCGGAAGAUGUAAUCGACGCCAUGGCCUCACUGGGGUUCGAUGACUACGUGGAGCCCCUGACAGUUUUCAUCAAUAAAUAUCGGGCCGAGGAUCCCGAACGCGCAACCUCGAUCCAGGUUCAAUUGCCGAUGGCCAUGCACAACGUCGCCCAACAACCGUCGGCUGCUUCAGUAGCUCCACCAGUUCCACCACCAUCUGAGGCGCCAAUAGUGAUAAUGGGUGAUGGGCCGGUGAUAGUUCAUUACGACGAAGAAGUGGACCCCGAUGAGGGUGAUCCUGUGGGUAGUAUGGUGAGAUCUCUGGACGUUUUUAGCCUCAGUAAUCAAAGGGGGCCUCAGCAAGCCUUUCAGCCACUUCUGCCGCUUCCAUUUGUGUAUCAUGUGGCAGAAUCGCCGAUCUCCGCCUACAUGCGGUUCCUGCACCUGUAUUUGGCCGGUUAA